AACGUCUAUGUCUUUUUCUUUUCAGAUGGAUAGCAGUUCAGAAGCGAUGGAGUUGCGAAGGGAGCUGGACGCUGUGAAAAGCGCGUUGCAACAGCAGUCCGAAUCCGUCUUGAAGCAACGCCACCAGUUAGUGGAGGCUGGACAAGCCUUAGCGGCGCAUGAGAAGCAAGCCGUCCAAGAGAGACGACUCCGACAAGAUCAACUCGCUUUAGUCUUACGUUCUCUCGUGCUAUUAGAAUCACGUCUUACAAGAGAGCAGAAACAAAUACGCGUGUCGCUUCAUCACAAGGAAAAAAUUAUUAAGGCACAGCAUGAAGAGAUAAUUAAAUUGAAAGCACGCAAGUCGUAUUGCAGUAAUUGCCAACAGCUCCUCGGGUUCACGAGCGAACAAACAAAUAUAGAAACUGAUCCAGAAUUUCAAAGUCUUGAGAGCACAGAUUCGAGAUUCCCAAACGCAUUCGUGAGAAGUAGUAGCUACCGGGAAAGGAAAUCACCGCCCAUUUUUCAAAAGAAUACUAGACUUAGUAAGAGUUUUCAAUUACCUAAAAAUGAUGUAGUAUACUGUAAUACUAGUUCAAGUGAAGAGGGUAAUACAACGAGUGUAGGAAGUAAGGGAACGUUUAUUAAAAACAAGCAAGCUUUUGUUAGACGAGAUGUCUUUAGGAGAUCUAGAAAAUAUUCGGGGAGAAAAAAUAAUGGCAAACAUCAGGACAGUACACAAAAAUCUUACAACCAUCAAACAAAUAAUAGCAGCAGCGCUGAGGAUUGUUUCGGUAUGAGCUAUCAAGUCAAUCAUGAUGACGAUGUCACUGCCAAUCAGAUAGCAAAUGAUAUAAGAAAAGCUUCUCUUAAAAUCGACCAGCUCAUUGGUGAAGCUGCGAAGAAGGAACAAGAAAAUGCCGUUAGUAGUACUGAGAAACCUUUUUCAUCCAAAAUUGAAAGGUUGCAUGGUAUCAAAAGACAAGCUUCAGAUGAAAUAAAGGCGAAUAGACAACUGUUCUUAAAUAAAGUUCUUACUGAAGAGGGAGAGGAGAAACCUUGGUAUUGCAAUGUCAGUGAUCAGGAACAAGAUAUGGAAUGUAUGGAUCAUAGAGAUUCGAAACCUAAUAGUGAUAACGUUUUGAUAGCUGGCCUAAAUAGUGGAAUAAUAAAUGCUGAAAUAAUAUCAGCAAAGAACGAAGUACUGUGCAAUAAUAUGCUUAAAAAAGAUACUCCUGAUACGCGAUUUGAUGUUAAAAAUAACAAUAUUGAGUCAAACAAACAAGAAAAAUUAAACGAAAUCAACGAAAAUUGGUAUGCUAGUACAAGUGACGCGGAUGAUCCUCCUCCACAUGAGAUAUAUAAAAACAAUCCUGUUCUAGAAUGUGUCAAUCAAAUAUUGCUACAGAACUCAUUAGAUGACAGUAGUAAUGAUAAUUCUAAAUCAAGUGAAGCGCCAACUCCAAGCCCUAAGGCUGCUACUAAGCGUGUUCAAUUUUCAACAUUAAAUAGCAUUUCAUAUGACGAUAAAAUAAGGCCCACCGGUGGUAACAAUACUUUACCAAGGUCGGACAAGAGAGCAAAUAAAAUAGUUAAAUUCAGCUUGGAGACAGCAUCUGAACAUAGUUACGAAGUGCCUAACACUGCACAAGGCUUCCAAUAUGAAAUACAGAGUAUUUACAGUAAUGAAUAUGAACCAAUAAUCACAAAAUCAACAGAGCAAAAGCCUGUUCCAUUGCCGCCUACAGAACCACCUAGCGAUAAAUCGAACGUCCCGAAAAUACGAGGAUCUAUAGUAAAGAAUAUCGCAGCUAACAUUGAAAGUCGUAACAUGAAUAAUAACAACAAUUUUGAACCAAAAUUAGAGAGCCAUGGAUCUAUGAAGAUAUUUAACAAAAGAAAAGUGCCACGAACUCCUCCUGCACUGCCGCCUAAGCCGAAAAACUUAUCAGCUAAAUGGAAAACUGAAAGUACUGUCAAAACGUUGGCAGAAUCUUUAGACUCUGAAGCCGUUGCGGCUAAUCAACGGGUUGCAGAUGUUAAGAGAAACGUGGAUAACGUUGUGACAUCGAAGAUCGUUGAACCAGACUACUGCUCCAUUUCAGAGAUAAAUGUUCCAGUAGUCAAUAACGGUAAAAGAGAAAUGCUUCUCACGCAGCCUACGGUUGAAAUUCAUAAUGAGCAAUAUCCAGUACAUUCGACAAAUCAAAGAAACAGUGUGGCAAAAGUGGUAUCUUUGCCGCGGAUACAGAAUAAAAUCAGUGAUAAGGACAUCCCCAAGCUUCCGCAAGUCACUGAGAUAAUCAUACCUGAUGAGGAUGAAAAGACUCAUGAUGAUCACCGCUCUUUCCCACCCUCAAACAGUUAUCUAGCCAAUUUUUCUAUACACUCGCUUCAACCAAAAAUUGAUCCUAGAGGUUCGAUACAAAUGGGCAACACUGUGUCUUCAAUCCUCUCUGAAAUAAAUAAAGGAGUCAAGACAAGCGGCAAACGCAUAAAUCUCACCGACCUGGAUAACCAAUUUAACCAUGUCACGGAAAAAAUUCAAACGAGCAACGCGGAGCAGCACAAAGCCGAAUAUUUCGAGGACAUAGACAAGUUUGAUCUGUCCCAAAAUUUUGAGGAGUUCAAAAUCGAUGAUGAACUCGACAUAAUAGUGGCUGAAGAAUAUCGCAUCAGCUCUGGGAGCAGCGAUGGUUCCGUGUCCGACGUUGUCACUGAGCACGUUCUAUCUGUACCUGAGAAACAAUUAAAUAACCAUGUUGAGAAUAAUGAUAAUGAAAAAAAUGUAUUUCACGAAUGCCACGACAAUGCGGUGAACAAGGGACUCACAAAAAACGCUAAGCUUUCUAAUAAACCUGAUCUCCUUUCGAAUAUAGAGAACCUAGAGACUGAAUCUGUAAGGAAUUCUGACAUCGAGUCGAGUAAUUCCUCUGGGAGCAACAGUGGCUCCUAUAACACGGUUAAGUGCGAGCCAAGGAUGAUUCUGUCCCAUUCAGAAUCUGUAAAUAAAACUAAGGGAGCUUUUGACUUCUUCCUCGAGUCAUCUGGUCUAAGUUCUAAGUCUUUAUUUUCGCCUAGUAAGAACUAUUUAGGUAUGCGGCCACCAAGCGCUAAUCAUAAAAGCGUUCUUAAACCUAAGGAUAUAAAAAUGCGCGUAAGGAAUCCCAUUGCAACGAACAAAAUCAACGAAAAACCUAUGACGACUGCUAUUAAAUAUUUUGAACCCUAUGUGUAAUAUUAUAAAAUAUAGUUUAAUUAUAUUAUGUGUUAAUAAUUAUUUAUUGUAAAAAUGAACUUGCCUGCAUAAUAUUACUGUAUUUAUGAUUAUAUUUUGAUGUAAAUAUUUAUUAGUUAUUUUAAAA
Zerene cesonia (dogface butterfly) is the source of this 3344-nucleotide messenger RNA. RefSeq lists its product as uncharacterized. Bases 8 to 3217 code for a protein of 1069 amino acids. The transcript has a single exon. The record is from RefSeq and is a predicted model, not a curated record. NCBI's taxonomy places the organism in Eukaryota, Metazoa, Arthropoda, Insecta, Lepidoptera, Pieridae.